Messenger RNA from Rhea pennata, 1742 nucleotides. RefSeq names its product tripartite motif-containing protein 16-like protein. The coding region runs from base 1 to 1590 and encodes 529 amino acids. Gene Ontology annotation, molecular function: protein binding. Lineage: Eukaryota; Metazoa; Chordata; Aves; Rheiformes; Rheidae. The record is from RefSeq and is a predicted model, not a curated record. The transcript has 8 exons.
AUGGGCAGCCCCACGGAUCAGGAGAAGUCCCCCCAAUCCUGCCUGCGGUGCAUGGGGCAUCUGCACAGGGACUGCAUCCAGCCCCACCACACAGACACAACCUUCGGGAACUGCUGGCUGCAGGAGCUCCUCGAAGACUGGGAAGCCAUGCCAUGCUGCGAGGAUCUCGAGCCGCAGGGCUGCGAUGGCAAGGAGCAGAGACGCAGGAUGUGGAAGCCCAGCAGCCGCCCAGAAGAGCGAUCCAAGCAGAGGGCAGAGAUCAAGCAAGUACAAACCAACCUGGAGAACCGAAUCUUGAUGGUGGCCUCUGACAGCCUCAAGCACAAAGCAAGGGUGAUCCACCUCACGAAAGUGGUAGAGCGGGCGCGAGAGGAGGUGAACCAGGGCUUCGCUGAGAUCCUGCAGGAGCUUAGGCAGCUCCAUGGGAACUUGCUGGGCUUCCUCGACCAAGAGGAGCAUGCAGCCCUGCUCCAGCUGGGUGACUCCAUCCAGGAGAAGCAGGACAAGCUCGAGCACCUCCGGGAGCAGGAUGCCUGGCUGACACAGCUCCUCAAGGAUGCCAGUGACGAGCAGCUCCGGCAGGAACUCCCCAAAGUUAAGGAGAUGGGAGUCUGCCGCGAGCCUGUCCUCAGUCCCAAGUGUGAGGAGUCCUCGAGUUUCACAGGCCUCAAGCAGAUCCUCAGCGAGCUGAAGGCUCAGCUGGCAACAGUUGGUCUCUGCUUUGUCAAGAAAAUCCUUGGGAAAGGAAUCACAAUGCUGAACAACGAAGUUGUCCCUCCAGAUGUGGACAGAAAGAGCCUCCUAAAAUAUUACUGCGAGCUGACGUGGGACGCGAGCACGGCCAGCGAGGAGCUGCUGCUGCUGCAGGAGACGCGCUCGGCGCUCAACGUGUGCAUCCUGCUGGACGCCUUCGCCGCCUCCUGCCCGGGCUUCGCCUGCUGGCCCCAAGUGGCGUGCUCGCGGAGCCUGUGCGAGGGCCGCCACUACUGGGAGGCCGAGGUGUCCGACUCGUGGCUCUGCCUGGGCGCCACGUACGGCUGCCAGCGCCAGGCGGGCAAGAGCCACGUCUUCUACCUCAUGGGCAGGAACAGCGCCUCGUGGUGCCUCGAGUGGGACUCGCUGCAGCUCUCCGCCUGGCACGACAACGUCCAGACCGCCCUCAAGGGCGGCUACUACCGCACCAUCGGCGUCUUCCUGGACUACGCCGCCGGCUCCUUGACUUUCUACGGCAUCACCAACACCCCCAACCUCAUCUACCGCUUCCUGGCCACCUUCACGGAGCCCCUCUACCCGGCCUUCAUGGUCUGCCGUUGCCGGGGAGAGGCUUUAGGCUGGGAUUCAACUAAUUCACACCAGCGAGACAAGCGCUUGAAUCAGCCGCAUUAUCUUUGCCUGGCUAGAGCGGACAAAGGAUGGGAGCGGGCUGAGCACCGCCACCGUGCUUUGCAUGUGAGAGCCCCUUCCCACAGCCCCCCGCUGCCCACGGCCUUUUUCUGGCUGCAAGCCGCCAGGCGCCAGAGCCCUGUUUGCAGAAGCGAUGCCUCGGUUACUAUUGCAAAAGGCUCCACGAAAGCUUUGGGCCGCUGCUGAAGCAGAAGUAUCGAAGCGGGGGCAAUGAGCCAGCCGUGCCGCGCGCCCAGGGGACGAGCUGGCGGUGCCGCGCGCACACGCACGCACACGCUCUCUAGCCUCCGCUUUCCCAGUCCGGGUCUCAGCCUGAGGUACGGGACUAACUCCGUAAG